Molecule: messenger RNA, 3705 nt
Organism: Alternaria burnsii
Lineage: Eukaryota; Fungi; Ascomycota; Dothideomycetes; Pleosporales; Pleosporaceae
Exons: 2
Coding region: 1-3705 (1234 amino acids)
Biological process (GO): intracellular calcium ion homeostasis; regulation of DNA-templated transcription; calcium ion transmembrane transport
Cellular component (GO): fungal-type vacuole membrane
Molecular function (GO): zinc ion binding; calcium:proton antiporter activity; DNA-binding transcription factor activity, RNA polymerase II-specific
Source: RefSeq, a predicted model, not a curated record
AUGGGAGAACCCGACGACCCCUCUAUACGCAGCUUCAAGUCUAAGGCAGCAUCUGCACUUGGCUUGGGACGCAAGAAAGACACUCAGACAGACGUCCUUCCGACCCACAACCCCCACACGACCGCCCAUCCUGGCCUAGGUGGCAGCAACCCGCCGCGUAGUGCGCCCGGCACCACCAACAGCGACCACAGCGACCAUCAUGAGAAGCCCGUCGCGCCAGACGACAAUUCCACAGAUGUCCAACAUGGCAGCGUCAAUACCGCGGCUGAUGGAGAGACGCCUUCCGCCAUAGGAUCCGAGAAGCGUCCGUUCUAUUCGCCUACGCGUGUCAAGAACGGGACCCUCCGAUUCAUCACCCAUACCAAGAAUGCCCUUACCCACAGCUGGAUCAACGUCCUGCUCGUCUUCGUGCCUCUUGGUAUCGUAGUCAAGCUUGUAGACUUGAAGCCCGAGAUUGUCUUCUCUAUGAAUGCCAUCGCCAUCAUUCCACUGGCUGGCCUGCUCGCGCACGCGACCGAAGUCGUCGCUGCCCGUGUUGGAGAUGCGCUCGGUGCAUUGCUCAAUGUAUCCUUCGGAAACGCUGUCGAGUUGAUUCUCUUCAUCAUCUUGCUCGCCUCUGACCAAAUCGAGGUUGUGCAGGCGUCGCUGCUUGGAUCUAUUCUUGCUAACCUCCUUCUCAUCCUGGGCAUGGCCUUCCUACUUGGUGGUCUCAAAUACCAAGAGCAGGUUUACAACAACACUGUCACCCAGAUGAGUGGUGUCAUGCUGGCUCUUGCCGUAAUGAGUCUUCUUUUGCCCACGGCGUUCCAUGCUGCUUUCGAAGACAACUCUAUUGCUGACCACGAGACGCUAUCCGUCAGUCGUGGUACCAGUGUUAUUCUGUUGCUGGUCUACGGUCUUUACCUUCUCUUCCAGCUCAAGAGUCAUCGUUAUCUUUAUGCUAGCACACCCCAACACAUCAUUGACGAAGAAUCGCACCCUGGUGUUCUUGCUGGCGCAUUCGACUCGUCCAGCUCAGACUCUUCAUCCAGCUCUAGUAGCAGCGAUAGCGAUAGUUCUUCAAACAACUCUGAUGGUACCAUGAAGAAGAAGGCCAAACGCAUGGUCAAGAGACUUCGCCGCAAAUCCAGCGCUAGCUCUAAAGACGAUGGUGCGCUUUCGGCCAUGAGCUCCCCCUCUGCCGAACUGAAUCAAAGUCCUUUCGAGACUGAAAGGACUAGCAGCGUUGUCACCGCGAACAAUGCUGGUCCCAUCACCUCUCGCCGGCACUCCUUCGACGUCAUGAGUGGCGACGAAGCUGACAACGAUCAAUACGUCCCGGUGGUCCGCGACUUUGAAGCCGCUUCUCACACCUCACGAUCCCUGACGAAGAAGGAAAAACGUAAGAACAAGAAGAGCAAGAAGGACCGUCGUGAUCGUAACAAGAUCGACACCAUUCCUGAGAAGGAGGUCGAACCAAAUGAUCCCACGCCCAAGGUCACCUUUGCUGAAGAAGUACAACAUGACAGUGCUGCUCCAAUGAACGCGCGCAAAUACAACCGCCCAGCUCUCCCCUCGCUGCUUUCCAACAAUGUUUUCUCGAACCCUCAGAAUCUUGCUCCACUUGGCGGACCCGCGCCUAACAUCCGUAUGGCAGCACCUCGAGACAACGCGGCUUUACGUGCACCUCUUCGUCGAUCAAAGUCUCUUCCUGAACAAAUCGGUCGCGCCGACUCCACUGGUAGCGCAGUCAAGCAUCCUGCCGUAUCUCCCCAGGCCGCCAUGGCACUCAACGAGGAUGAUGAAGACGAAGAAGCACCUGACAUGUCUAUCAAAGCGGCUAUCUUCAUGCUUUUGAUCAGUACGGGUCUCGUUGCUGUUUGUGCCGACUUUAUGAGUGACGCUAUCGAGCCCAUGGUCGAGACCUCUGGUAUCAGCCAAGCAUUCAUUGGUCUCAUUAUCCUUCCUAUUGUGGGCAACGCCGCAGAGCACGUCACAGCUGUUACAGUCGCCAUGAAGAACAAGAUGGAUCUCUCUAUCGGUAUUGCUGUUGGUUCUUCUAUUCAGAUCGCCAUCUUUAUCACCCCUGUUAUUGUCAUCCUUGGCUGGAUCAUGGGAAAGGAGAUGACACUGUACUUCAACAUUUUCGAGACUGUUGCACUAUUCGUUACCGUAUUGGUAGUGAACUUUUUGGUGUUGGACGGUCGCAGUAACUACCUUGAGGGUAGCCUACUGAUUGCUGCCUAUAUUAUCAUCGCGCUGGCCAGUUUCUUCUACCCUGAUGGUUGCGAUGCUAGUGCUAUCGGUGACGAGAACCGUCCCGUGUGCGGACAAUGCACGAAGCGUGGUCUCGAAUGUGAAGGGCCAAAAGACCUAACCUGGAUCGAUCAGAGUAGGACAUUCGAAGCCAAACCAACAAACACAGCCCAGAAUGCUGUCGUCAAGAUAGCUAGUCCGACUGAGCUAUCUCUUAAAGCCUUUGAAGAUGAUAUCUGCUUGGCGUACACUCGCAAGACCUUACUGCGCGGAGGACCUGUCGAAAUAGCUUGCAACAUGGUUGAGAGCUAUGGCGCAUCUAUAGAAAGCGACAACCCAGGUCUUGAUCUGUUGCGCAAAGGGAUAUUAACCUUGUCUGUUACAUUUUUCGGAAGCCAACAUCGCCAGGACUACAUCACAAAAAAAGGUUAUUCCCAGUACAGUGAGGUACUGCGGCAGCUGAAUUCGCAUCUUUCUCACCCGGAGCUGCAGUUGACAAACGAAACUCUACUGACAGCAUUGUCUUGUAUGCUUCUCGAGAUCUUCUUGCCGACUGGACCGAAGAACUUUUUGAAGCACCAGCGAGGCCUCGAUGCCAUCGCGAUGCUACGGGGCCCACCGAAAGAGUCCGAUGGUACUACGGCAACGAUUUUUCGCGGCUUGCGCAUUCUCUCUAUUGUUGGUUCGCUGGCGGAGUCUAGGACUUCUCUGUACUCCAGAGAAGAAUGGAAGCAGGUUCCGCCUGUCCAGGCAAGCGAGGCAGGAUACUUUCAGCAUCACGUUUUCACCAUUCUGGCCGAUUGUACCCGUCUAAUUGGCCGUCGCAAUGCCCUGCUUGCUUCUAAAGCCAUACCCGCCAGUUUCGAACCGUUACUUGUCGAGGUGGAGGCUGUAUUGAGCGCGCUGGAGGCGCUGUAUCCGCACUGGGAGGUUUUAAAUCGAAAUCAGCUAGCUGGAGUGACAGAGCAGUCAGACAUGGCGAAGACACUAGGGGUGGCCAAUCAUGUCUCUGCAACGGCAUAUAUGCUCUACAACACUGCAUACAUAUGCGUGCUUCAAAUCAAGGAUUCGUUGUCUCCGUCGCCGAUUAAUGUUGCAUGGCGAAACGCUGCGGCGACGAGCAUCGCCAAAUGCUUGGAACUGAAAGAAUAUGAACAGCGCGAGGGUGCACCGCAAUCGAACACCAUAGCCUACGUGGCUAUAAGAGUGGCAUGGCAAGCGUUGGGCGGUUUCGACUCACCGGAAGGACGACGCUUAGCACAUGUUGUCGAUUCUGCGACGAAUUCGGUCUUCCAGCAGCCAUCUCUGCCAUCGGAUGAGUCGCUCUUUUCUAGAUUUGUCGAAAGGAUGCCGGUCGUGCUACCCGACUGCACGUCGUACCCCAAUGAGCAGUAUGAUACAUGGUCUGAAGGCCCGCCAGGCAUCAUUGAAUUCAGCAUGCAACAGUUGGUCAUACAUCCCCGAUUCUAA